Molecule: messenger RNA, 1401 nt
Organism: Penicillium mononematosum
Lineage: Eukaryota; Fungi; Ascomycota; Eurotiomycetes; Eurotiales; Aspergillaceae
Product: putative extracellular guanyl-specific ribonuclease
Exons: 6
Coding region: 1-1401 (466 amino acids)
Molecular function (GO): RNA nuclease activity; RNA binding
Source: RefSeq, a predicted model, not a curated record
AUGGCCAAGUUAGGGACCAAUAAUGAGGCUUUGAAAGCUAGGACUGCGGCUAAAAAAGCGACGCAAACUGCAGUUGGACAACCACAUUGGUACACCAACAAUACGGCCUUGACCAGGGAACAGAACAAGAUUUCCCAGGCCACUGUCCAAAGCCAACUAAGGGAGGCACCUGGCCCCAACCAGACAGGGAGAUCGGGCUAUCCUCACAAAUAUGGAAACGGAGACACAGGUCCUGAUGGCCGGCCGCUAUUUCGUAUCCGCACCAAUAGCUCUACUACAUCCUUUCGCGAGUAUCCAGUCAUGGCAAAUGAGACCACCUAUCCCUUUGACACAAAGCCAAAGGCUAGACCAGGUCCCUUUCGGGCGAUAACGAACCAAAAUAAGUCUUUCAAAGGAGUGAUAUCCCAUGAUGGCAAGGACGGAAACCCCAAUGCUGGUCGUUUUCAUCCACCUCUCAUCGUCAGCCUUCUCACUCUCCUCUCUCCACAACUUAUCUCCUACCUUCCUCCCCAACUCAAUCUCUUCUCAUUGUCAACCUAUCUCCCCUUUACAGAAACAUCUGGCGCUGCAAAGAUGGGUCCCUGGGGACACCUUAUUUUACCAAAGCGACAGUUGCUCCAGCGGAGUCAACUGCCUGGUACGGGACCCGCUGAGAGGACCACCUCCAGCGCCAGACACAAUAUCACCUUUACGGGCCCGUUGCGACCAUGGCCCGACUUUGCAAACCAGGUCAAAGCUGCGCAUAAUGCAACAGUCAUCCAAUACGACCUCUCUACCCGUAACCUAAGUGACGAGAAGGCCUUCGUCUCUCAUGAGGCGGGCGUUCAAGGACGGGUAGAGAAUAAUAUUGGCCAUUUUCUUAGCGCUGUUUUUGACGCCCAAGCUGUCAACAUGUGCUUUGCCGGCUUUAAGGCCACAGGUCGGCAAUAUAAGAGAGCCCCCGACACCAUUAUGGCUUCUAAGCCGGACCCUCAGAACGGGGAUAUACAACAUUUACGGGUUGUCGGUGAAGUUAAGGUCCCAACAUGGACCGACGACUACGCCGAACCCCUUGAAGAAGUCAUCGUCCCCUACAUUCGCAAUAAGCUCGACACAGAUGGUCUGGGAGAGAAGGUGCUCGAAAGGUCUCGUCAUAGCGGCCAUUUCUUGCAUACCUACUAUCAAACGAUUGUUCUCACAGCUGUCAUGAGGCGUGCAGGGGCUAGGAUCAAGCCGGAACACCUCCUGUAUCUCCGCAGGGCGGCUCGGGCGACUGAAAUCGAGUCGGUUCAGGCCCAGUUUAUUUCGGUUUUGGAUCAUACCAGCCUGGUGUUCCGCGGAGCUUCGAGGAUGAUUAGUCGGUUGACCCAUCGAAGCAUGUUGUUUGACUUCCUGCUAACUAUCAUUAGACCCCAGUGUUAA